Molecule: messenger RNA, 1530 nt
Organism: Morus notabilis
Lineage: Eukaryota; Viridiplantae; Streptophyta; Magnoliopsida; Rosales; Moraceae
Product: putative ETHYLENE INSENSITIVE 3-like 4 protein
Exons: 1
Cellular component (GO): nucleus
Molecular function (GO): DNA-binding transcription factor activity; DNA binding
Source: RefSeq, a predicted model, not a curated record
GAAGAAGAAGAAGAAGAAGAAGAAGAAGAAGAAGAAGAAGAAGAAGAUCAUGAAGAUAUCAGCUACGAUAAGCUCAAGAGGCGCAUGUGGAAAGAUCGGAUGCUCAUGCAAAAGCUUUACAGAAACAAGCCAAGCGUUGAUGGUGCUGAUGAUCGUGAUCACGAAGAUCAUCAUUCACCAGAGUCGUCGACGGCGAGAGAAGUAGCGUCUCGAAGAAAAAAGAUAGCAAGAGCACAAGACGCCAUACUCAAGUACACGGUGAAGAUCAUGGAGGUUUGCAAAGCAAAGGGCUUCGUUUAUGGGAUUGUCACCGAGCAGGGAAAGCCGGUCACCGGCUCAUCAAACAGCCUCCGUGGAUGGUGGAAGGAAAAGAUCAGAUUCGACCGAGCCGCCCCCCUCGCAAUCUUCGAAAAGCAGUGCUUGCCGCCGGAGAAUAGUACUAAUAUUCUUGAAGGAUCCAGUGAUGAGAUAUUAGACCCCAUAAGUUCAUGCAUGCCUCUUCUACAGGAUUUGCAAGACACAACUUUGGGGUCAAUUCUCUCCACUAUGAUGGAACACUGUGUGCCUCCACAGAGGACAUUUCCUCUCGAGAAGGGGUUGGCCCCACCAUGGUGGCCCACAGGGAAGGAGAUUUGGUGGGGGGAGCAGGGGAUAAUUUCUCAAGAACAAGGAGUUCCACCUUAUAGGAAACCCCAUGCCCUUAAAAAGGUAUGGAAAGUUAGCGUCUUGGCUGCUGUGUUGAAACACAUGUCACCUGAUUUUGACCGUGUGAGAAGGUUGGUCGGACAGUCAUUGUGUUUGGAAGGUAAAAUGACGGCUAAGGAUACUGUACUUUGGUCCAAGGUCGUUAAUCAAGAAGAGUUGAUCCUUUCCCAACUCACCAAAAAGUGCCUCAAAAUCUCAGUUCCUGAGAAUAAUGAUGAUGAUGAUCAAGUUGAUCAUGUUUCAAAGGGUCCCACUUUGCGUGGCAGUGAGAAGAGGAAGUUUGAGUUUGAUCAGUCAUCAUCAUCAGAAGACAAGGUUAGUAGUGAUAAUAAUUCACUACUAUAUGCCUGCCAAAACAGUCUUUGUUUACAAAGUGAAAAGGGUUUUGGAUUUGUGGACAAGAGCUCAAGAAAAGAACACGAGUUAUUAAAGCGUGCUUAUCGCUUAGAAGAAACAAGCUCAAGAAGUACUGAAGAUCAAGAAAGUUGCAAAGGCUCAGAUAAUUCAGUGGAGAAGGGUGAAAGUGUUAAUUACUCGUCAGUUGAUGAUAAUGCAAAAGUUUUUAGUGUGGCUGAUUGGUUAAAUAUGGAGUUAGCAGAAGAAAGUGUCAUUAAGAGUGAAGUUAAUCAUGAUGAUUUUGUUACUAAUUUCGUAGACUAUGCUAGCUGGUGGGAUGAACUAAUGAAGAAAGAUGUACUAGCAAAUCCGGAUGCAGAAAUUGGGGUCCAAAUGAAAAACGCAAGUUCAAGUGAAAUCCCAAGUAUAGACAUUAAUAUUAGCCCAAAUGAUCAAGCUACUUCUAUUUGGGAUUCGAGAUAUGAGUGA